AAUAGUUAUUGACACCCUAUGUUAAGAGUGGAUGAAAGUCAGGAUAAUAAGAGCCUAAAAAGAAGAAGUAACCAAGAAGAUACCAAAGAAAGCACCAGCAUAAAAGGAGAAGGGCUUAGUUGAUCAAAGUAGGAUAAAAAGGGUCAUCAGUCACCCCAACAAAGUUUGUGGCAGAAAUGAAAUACCAAUUCAAGUUAGAGAGAGAGAGAGAAGGUGGCCAAGGCUAGCUCUUCAUCAGAUAUAUAUCAAAGCAAGGUCUCUCUUACUUCCUUUUUCAUGUUUCUUCCUUAAUUUCCCCCUUUAUCCCUUUUUCCAAAUCUUUGAUCCUUCUCUUUAAGUAUACUCCUUUUCAUCUUUUUAUGAAAAAAAGCAAAAAUCAUCAGGGAACAAGCUUAAAGUUCUUGAAUCUGAAACUUGUUUUGUGGGUUCAGACAAAAACAAACACACACAUAUAUAGGUGAGUUGGAUAUAUAUAUAUAUAUAUAUAUAUAUAUGAAAGAGAUGUGUGAGGAGGACAAAGAACAAGGUGACUGUUCUCAUAGUAUCCAUAACAUGCAAAGCUACCAAGAACAAUUAUUUCUUCUUCAACAGCACCACCAACAGAUGCAGCAACAAAACUGUGAAUUGGGUAGGUCAGGGUUGAUCUACCCUGAAGUUUCUCCAACCCUAACAUGGUCUCUCCCUCCGGUUCACACUUCCAACCCGGUUCAUUUCCCGGUAAAUCCGGUUCGCCACCACAACCCAUUUCUUCUACCUCCUCCACCAUCAACCUACGGUGCUUUAUUCAAUAGAAGGCCUCCUGAUCCACAGUUUGCAUACGAGGGACCGUCGUUGGACCACCUCCGGCUCAUUUCUGACUCACUUGGUGGUCAUCAGGCGGUUCAACCGGCCGGUUCGUCCAUCUUUUGUCUCCAAGCCGAGUUGGGUAAGAUGACUGCUCAAGAAAUCAUGGAUGCUAAGGCUCUUGCUGCUUCCAAGAGCCAUAGUGAGGCUGAAAGGAGGAGAAGAGAGAGAAUCAAUAACCAUCUUGCUAAAUUGCGCAGCUUGCUACCCAGCACCACUAAAACAGAUAAAGCUUCAUUGCUAGCUGAGGUGAUACAACAUGUGAAGGAGCUUAAACGCCACACAUCUGAAAUAGCUGAAUCAAGUCCGGUGCCAACUGAGGACGACGAGCUAACCGUGGAUGAAUAUGACGAGGAUGGAAAGUUUAUGAUCAAAGCUUCACUCUGCUGUGAAGACAGGCCCGAUCUCUUGCCUGACCUUAUCAAGACCUUGAAAGCUCUGAGACUCAGAACACUUAAAGCUGAGAUCACAACGCUUGGUGGGCGUGUUAAGAAUGUUUUGUUCGUAACUGGGGACGAUCAAGAUUCGAAUGGUGGUGAUCUACAGCAACAACAACAAUGUUCGACAAGUUCGAUACAAGAAGCACUUAAAGCUGUUAUGGAGAAAACUAAUGGUGAUGAGUCUGCUUCAGGGAGUGUUAAGAGACAGAGAACCAAUAUGAUGAACAUCACUGAACACAGGUCUCUUUAAAUCACUAAGUCCUCACUCCUCUUUUUGUUCCUCUUGUUUUGUAACAUUGUGUGUGCUUCUUUGGGGUGUUUUUUUUUUUUUUAAAAAAAAAAAAUCUAUUUCCAAACAAAAAUAGGAAAUGGGUGGUUGAGUUUCAUGCAUGUGUUUUCUUCAUACCAUUCAUGAGUAUGAUAUGUGCGAGAGAGGAAGACAGUGAAGUGUCUUUUUCAAUAGGAGAGAGAACCUUGCAUAUAUCAAGGCCCUAACAUAGAAAAGGUGGACUUUGAUCCGGUUUGGACAAAAACAUGCGGUUUGGUUUUGUUUGUUUUGUA
Molecule: messenger RNA, 1844 nt
Organism: Cornus florida
Lineage: Eukaryota; Viridiplantae; Streptophyta; Magnoliopsida; Cornales; Cornaceae
Product: transcription factor bHLH30-like
Exons: 2
Coding region: 493-1533 (346 amino acids)
Biological process (GO): regulation of DNA-templated transcription
Molecular function (GO): protein dimerization activity; DNA-binding transcription factor activity
Source: RefSeq, a predicted model, not a curated record